Molecule: messenger RNA, 558 nt
Organism: Fraxinus pennsylvanica
Lineage: Eukaryota; Viridiplantae; Streptophyta; Magnoliopsida; Lamiales; Oleaceae
Source: the annotation of a GenBank genome assembly
AUGCUAAUACUGGUGGUGGGUUAUGAAGCUGGAGGAAUUGCUAUAAAUUGGGGAUAUAAUGGAAAUGAUGGGACACUGGCUGAUACCUGUGCCACAGGUAACUACAAUUUCAUGAUCCUGGCAUUUCUUGCGUUGUUUGGUAAUGGCCAGAAAUUGACGAUCAAUCUAGCUGGACAUUGUGAUCCAUACAGCAACGCGUGUGUUGGAUUGAGUUCCGACAUAAAAUCGUGUCAAGCCGAAGGAAUCAAAGUGACACUUUCAAUAGGAGGAUGGGGGAGCACCAGAAGUAAGGUGUACUCAACUACUGCCCCUCAGGGCCCGUUUCCUGAUGCUGGGGUUGGAGGGUGCAUUGAAAACAGACCUUUUCGACUACAUUUGGGUUCAAUUGUACAACCACCCUCCUUGCCAGUACUCGUCACUCGUCGGGAGAUGAUUCCAAUCUGGCAACCCCAGAUGCUGCUAGAGUGGCUUCCAAAGGUUGCUGAUCUGACUUCGACUGUUCUUCCAGCUAUUAAGGGUUCGAAAAAGUAUGAAGGUGUUAUGCUGUGGUCCAAGUAG